ACUAAAGCCUUUUUAUGGCCAGCUCCCUGUCAUGAACCCGUUACCGUUUUUGACAAAUCAAGAAAAUGCAUCCUUCCCUGAUGUUUAUGAGAUGUUUGUUUAUUUUGACAAACUAUACUUUAACCAACAUCUUGGAUCCGUGAUACUAAAAUGGAGUAACCGAAUGACCUUAUGUGCGGGAUUAUGUGAAUACAAAGGUGGGCUAUGUACAAUCAAACUGUCUAAAAAGCUCCUUCAAUAUCGAACAAGUGCAGACAUUUUGAACACAUUACUUCAUGAGUGUAUUCAUGCGUUUCUUUUUAUUACAAAAAAAGAAAUAGACAGAACACAUGGCCCCGAGUUUCAUAAUAUGAUGCAUAAAAUUAAUCGGAUAGGUGGGCACCAAAUUACCGUAUACCAUUCAUUUAGACAAGAGGUAGAACUUUAUAGAAUACAUUGGUGGCAGUGUCAACGAUGCCACAGAAUUUUUAAAAGAUCCAGAAAUAGGAUUCCAUCACCUAAAGAAUGGUUUUUUGCGGCUCAUAGCAAGAAUUGUGGUGGAAACUUAAUAAAAAUUAAAGGGCCAGAUAAAAAAAUAGAUAAAGGCCACCUCCUAGGCUCAAGCAGCGAACCCAGCGACGAAAAUGUUUCAAAAGAUGAGCAUGGCACUAGAUUACCGAAUGACGACCUUUUAUUAAUAUUUUUAGAUGAUACAGACGAAGAGAGUGUGAAAAAAUUGGCUGUUUCGAAGUUUACAUUUGAACCAAAAAAAGACCAGACUAUAAAUUUAACAGCUGAGCUCAAUGCACAAAUCACCAAUUUAAAGCUGCAAUCUAUCCCAGUUAUUGAUCUAACGACUGAAGCCGAUCCAAACGUUAUCGAUUUGACAAUUGAAUCCACAAAGCAUAGUUUUGAACCCUAUUAAAAGUCCAGUACUUUGCAAUUAUUCAGUAAACUAAAAAACAAUUCAGUUUUGUUUUUAGUAAAUGCAAGUCAUGUUUCCUUUUAAGAGCUUUCAUUCUUCAGCUCAAUGUUGCCGUUCUCGUUACGGUUUAAGACAUUACCAUGCAUCUCAACCAAUUCGUUCAUCUGCUUUGACUUGCUUAACCGAAGAUGAGUCUCUGCUUCGUGACACAGUGGCUCGAUUCUCUGCAGAAAAAAUCGCACCUCUUGUUAAAAAAAUGGAUGAAACUUGUACACUUGAUCCAAGUAUUAUCAAGGCGUGCUUCGAAAAUGGUUUGAUGGGAAUAGAGAUUGAUCAAGAACUAGGAGGUGCUGGCAUUUCUUUCUUUUCCAGCAUUAUUGCAAUUGAGGAAUUGGCCAAAGUUGAUCCUUCGGUCAGUAUUUUUGUUGAUGUUCAAAAUACUCUCGCUGGAACAGCCAUUCGCCAAUUCGGUAGCAAAGAUCUCCAAGCCAAGUACUUGCCUCGUUUGGCCCAGGACACGGUCGGGUCGUUUUGUUUGAGCGAAUGGGGCAGUGGAUCAGACGCUUUUGCUCUAAAAACAACGGCUGUUCGUGAUGGCGAGGAUUAUGUCCUAAAUGGAACCAAGGCUUGGAUUACAAACUCAGCAGAAGCAGGGCUAUUUGUUGUAUUUGCUAACGCAGAUUUUUCAAAGGGAUAUAAGGGUAUCACAAGCUUUAUUGUAGAACGCAACAUGCCUGGACUAAAAAUAGGUAAAAAAGAGGAUAAAUUGGGGAUUCGCGCAAGUUCUACCUGCGAAGUUAUUUUAGAGAACGUUCGUGUCCCAAGCGAGAAUGUCUUAGGUGAAUUUGGAAAGGGGUAUAAGAUAGCCAUUGAAGUUUUAAAUGAGGGGCGUAUAGGCAUUGGUGCGCAAAUGCUGGGAAUAGCAGAGGGUGCCCUCGCUAAAACGAUACCUUACCUAACACAGAGAAAGCAAUUUGGAAAAUUUAUUCACGAGUUUCAGGGAGUUCAGUUCUCGCUCGCUGAUCUGAGUGUGGAUGUUGAGUCGACUAGACUGCUUGUAUAUAAUGCGGCUCGGUUGAAGGAUGAAGGGAAACCUUUUAUUAUAGAAGCCGCACAGGCAAAACUCCAAUCGUCCAUUAUAGCAAGCAAGGUAGCAUCAGCCUGCAUAAACUUAUGUGGAGGAGUUGGAUUUACAAAAGAACUUGGUGUCGAAAAAUAUUAUCGAGAUGCAAAGAUAGGGGAAAUUUACGAAGGAACUUCUAACAUAUGUCGAGAAACCAUCGCUAAAUAUCUUAUUCCACUCUAUCAGCCGAAAUAAAAUAAUUUGAGCAAGGCUAUUCUA
Schistocerca gregaria is the source of this 2246-nucleotide messenger RNA. Its product is annotated as probable short/branched chain specific acyl-CoA dehydrogenase. Gene Ontology annotation, cellular component: mitochondrion. Gene Ontology annotation, molecular function: acyl-CoA dehydrogenase activity; flavin adenine dinucleotide binding. The transcript is spliced from 5 exons. The record is from RefSeq and is a predicted model, not a curated record. Bases 966 to 2222 code for a protein of 418 amino acids. Lineage: Eukaryota; Metazoa; Arthropoda; Insecta; Orthoptera; Acrididae.